Aspergillus sclerotioniger CBS 115572 is the source of this 906-nucleotide messenger RNA. RefSeq lists its product as uncharacterized. NCBI's taxonomy places the organism in Eukaryota, Fungi, Ascomycota, Eurotiomycetes, Eurotiales, Aspergillaceae. The record is from RefSeq and is a predicted model, not a curated record. The coding region runs from base 1 to 906 and encodes 301 amino acids. The transcript has 3 exons.
AUGCACUUCUUCCACUAUCAUGCUUCUAGUACUGCUCGUCGACGGCAGAUUAUACAGGUUCGGGACAAUGUCUUGAAGAGCCUGAAUGAAACAUUUGAUCUUGUUACAAGAUCUAGGAAGGAGAGUUUUGACGACGACGCAUAUCUUGCUCUUCCUAUCAAAUGUCAAGAACUGCGUAUAUCACCGAGCAGAACUCAUGUAGAUUCUCCUUCACCGGUUUUCUUUGAUCCUUUGGGAGUGGAAGGUGUUCUUUCCCCUCAUCCUACCGAUGCUGAGACCCGGGAGCAUCUACAAAAAAUCAACCAGGAAUGGGGUCGGAAGGAGACUAUGAGACUAACCGUAGGUGAUAAAGCUUUUGAUCUUAUGUACGCAAUCGAGGAUUUUUUUAGAAUCUACCAGCGAGAUAUGGGCCCGGGUAAUCCGUCAGUCAGUUUGAUGCAGCACGCAAAUUGGGUGCCCAGUGAUGAUAUCUUCGCAGACGAGUUCGAUGACAUAUUAUAUGAAGGCCGUUGGGGGCAGCCAUAUGCAGCCUGGAAGGCUAGAAAAGCUCUCAAUACUCCACACACCAUGAUCGCCAUUCUGAAUGAGACAGAGGAAGACGACAGACUUCUUAUAAGAGAGGUUCAGACAAUCUUGGCUGCCAUGAUUAGUCGUCUGCGCAGCGACGACUUUCCCAGUCACACUAUUAUACCGGUCAUGGCCAUAACCACCUUUGCUACCUACAAGCUGAGAAUUAUAGAGACCCACUACAGCCUCGAGGGUCUCAUAUUUCGGGAGUCCCAAUUAUUGAGCUUUACUGAGAAAGAUAUAGCGAUCCAUAAUAUGAACAUCCUGAUGACAUUUAUGGCUGCUAGAAUGAUUGGGGACACGGAGAGCCUGAGCAUCAUGGGAGAGGUAUGUCUUUAA